Molecule: messenger RNA, 5887 nt
Organism: Loxodonta africana (African savanna elephant)
Lineage: Eukaryota; Metazoa; Chordata; Mammalia; Proboscidea; Elephantidae
Gene: UAP1
Product: UDP-N-acetylglucosamine pyrophosphorylase 1
Exons: 11
Coding region: 3901-5472 (523 amino acids)
Biological process (GO): UDP-N-acetylglucosamine biosynthetic process
Molecular function (GO): UDP-N-acetylglucosamine diphosphorylase activity
Source: RefSeq, a predicted model, not a curated record
GCGCAGACGCGGACACGCGGCGCACGUACGAGCACAGCGACGACAGCCUGGCGCGCUCCAGGAGUCCGCCUCACCCACGCCCAGCCUUGUGCGCCACGCAGACCCAUCCCACCCUCGGCGACCCGGCAGGAGUGCGGCUGGGCUGGGGAUGAGAAGAGGGCGCCCCAAAUGGACGGGGGUGCUGGGGGAGAAUCAGGCUUGGGGCAGUGUCUGGAGCCAGGUGGGGUUGUCAAGGCGGUUGGAGUUGGAGGAGCCUCACCCGGAUGGGGGACAGGAGCCUUAAGGGUCUCAAACCAGGGCCUCGUGGAGGGAGUUACUAGGGGCACUUAUGUCAAGCUGCGGUGGCGGAACCCUUCAGUGGGGACGAGCGGUCGUUGGAACUUUCGGGUGGGAGCAAGUUGGGGUGUCUUGAAUGGAUGAGGAAAAAAAUUCUGAGAGCCCUGACAAGGACAGGAGAUAGCUGUGGGGGGCGUGAGAGUGGGACAGAACCUAUUUGCCACAUUUUUGUUUGUUUUAAUACCUUCAACGGGAGAGGGUUGAAAUUUCUGGGUUUCCCCUCACUUGGCCAAACAGAAGGAUGGGUUUGUAGGGCUGAGGGCGCACAUGUGCUGAACAUACGGUUUCCAGAAGAUUUUAUCUGAAGAUUUUAUCGAGCUUGGUCCCACGCUGUGGUAUAUUUAUUCGUACAUGCUUUAUGAAAUCUGAAGUCAGGCAGUAGUGAUUAUGGUAGUUUGUAUAUGUCAUGAUGUAGUGCUUUUAGUUUCCAGACUUUUAGGUGAAAUUCACUGGGUGUGGACUGAAGGGUUUGCAGGAAACUGAGGGCACUUGUCUAUUCCUUCCCUGUUAGUCAGUUGGCUCAUUGAGCUGGGAUUAAAAAAGACUUCAUAGGCAGUGCUGCCUACAAGAUUCAGUGUUUAAUGGCUCAGCACCAGGACUGUUUUUCAAAGGCUCUAAGAGAUUUACUUACCAAUUUUGGGGCUGUAUAUGAAGGGGCAGAAACCCUGGUGGUGGAGUGGUUAAGAGCUAUGGCUGACUGCUAACCAAAAGAUCAGCAGUUCGAAUCCACCAGCUCCUCCUUGGAAACCUUAUGGGGCAGUUCUCCUCUGUCCUGUAGGGUCGCUAUGAGUUGGAAUCCACUCAAGGGCAGUGGGCGUAGAUGAACCGGGAGGAGGGAGACCAGAAAAGGAGGGAAAAUAAGAACUUGCUUUCAUUCAUAUUAAAUCCUGAUGUUCUAUUUGAUGUUGGUCGAUUAUUACUGAAUUUAUUUCUUUUUGAUGUGGAUGCAUUAGUCUAUGGGUGUACUUCGAGUUCCACCAUCAUUUCCUGGGCAGAUCUUCAUUCAACUUUUUCAGACUGUGGUUGUCAAGAUAGAAAUUCUAGUCUAACUCUCCGAUUCAGUGCUGCUUACCAUUAAUACGCACACCUUCCAGAAUUAAUGGGAAAAACGGCACUAUUUUUGUGACGUGCAGGUGGUUAUAUCUGCCUCAAAAUAAGCAUCAUAGGUACAUUAUUCUUGUUCACAUCUCAAGUACGCUUGUUGUGCACACUUAACACAAUAUGUCAAUGAGUACAUGUGGCCUUGUCAACCUUUGCAGACCUCAGUGGUUCACAGACUAGGCCUGGAUAUCAAAAUUUAACUUAUCAGCUGUCUUACCUGCACUGAUCCAUUUUCCAAGCCUUGGAAGGUAGAUGAUUAUCGAAUAGCAUUUUAGGAAAUGCUUGAUUUAUGUCUUAAAAUAUUAUAAUAAUAUGUUUGCAUAUGCUAUUUAGUAGACAGAGGACCCUUGACUGUCAUUUGAGGGGGUUUGAGAAAGGCUGGUUGAAUUAUCUUCAUCGUAAGGAUGAGGAAAUGUAUGCACGGGAAGGUGAAAUAGUUUGCACAGGGUAAAACGGGGAGAGACCAAGAAAUAGGACUUCCUGUUCAUCUGGAGCCCUGGUGGCGAAGUGGUUAAGAAAGAGCUCAGGUUGCUAACCAAGAGGUCAGCAGUUUGAAUCUAUCACCUGCUCCUUGGAAACCCUAUGGGGCAGUUCUACCCUGUCCUGUAGGGUCGCUAUGAGUCAGAAUCGACUGGACUGUUUUGGGGUUUUUUUUUUUUUUUUGGUGCCCUGGUCAAGGCCUUUGGAGUUGGGGGAGGGGCCUUACCUGGAUAGGGGACAGGAGGCUUGAGCUUCUGAAGCCAGGAUUCAGUGUUUAUAUUAAAUACACUACAGUUAUGCUUCCUUAAAUCUGGGCAAAUGCAGUAGUAUAAAUGAGACAUUAGGAAAGACCUCAGAUUUUGGAGCAUAAUACAGACCUUUUCUCUCUCAAUUGCCCUUUUUUAAUAUGAUUCUUUUUAUUUUGUACUUUAGAUGAAGGUUUACAGAGCAAAUUAGUUUCUCAGUAAACAAUACACACAUUGCUUUGUGACGCUGGUUACCAACCCCACAACCUGUCAACACUGUCUUCAUUCUUGAUCUUGGCUUCCCCGUUACCAGCUUUCUUGUCCCCUCCUGCCUUCUCAUCCUUGCCCCUGAGCUGCUGUGCCAGUUUAGUCUCGUUUUGUUUUAUGGGCCUGUCUAACCUUUGUCUGAAGGGUGAACUUCAGGAAUGACUUCAGUACUAUGAUGUAUUUUUUGAAUUAAAAAGUAAUGGUAUUGUAUCUCUUGAAACCUGUGUAAAUCAGUAGAAAUGCAUUUUAAUACCUGUCUUAGGCUGGGUUCUCUAGAGAAGCAAAACCAGUAAAAUGUAUAUAUAUAUAUACACACACAGAGAAUGAGAGAGAGAGAGAGAUUUUUAUCAAGGAAAUAGCUCACACAAUUGUAGAGGCUGGAACAUCCCAUGUCUGUGGAUCAGGAUAGAGGCUUCUCCUAAUUCACGUAGCUGCAGGGGCUGGCGAACCCAAGAUCGGCAGGUUGGAGAGCAGGGCUCUUGCUCACAGGCUGUAAAGAUUGAGGAAUCCCAAGAUCGGCAGGCAAGACCACAAGGUUUUGCCUGAUUCACGUAGCUGCGGUGCUGGCAAACCCAAGACUGGCAGGUUGGAUGAACAGGAGACAGCUUCAGGAUCCAGAGUGGGCAAAAGCCAGAACGUCCACUUAUAUUUGGAUGUAGGCUACACGCCCGAGUAAACUCCCUUUCAACUGAUUGAUUACUCACAGCAGAUCCCAUCAUGGGAGUGAUCACAUAUAAACACUGAGAAUAAUGGCCCAGGCAAGCUGACCCACAAUCUUAACCAUCAGAAUACCCUAAUGAGUGUUCAGGGCUCACUUUCCUGACUUCUUUUCUUUUCUGUUUAUUUUCUCUCUAGGGGAUCUCUUUCAUAUUAUCCAGGGGAUCAUAACUUAAUAUGUGUGGUCAUGAUCUUGGAAGUUUUAUCUUUAUCUCCAGUAUCUCCCUCAACUCCAGAUUACUACAUUCUGCUGUCUAAUCAGCAUUUCUACUUGGAUGUCUAAUAGACGUUUCAUAUUUAAUAUGACCAAACGUGAAGUAUUGAUUCUCUGCAUUCCCUGAACAUAUCCCCAACUCUGCUGCUUCCUAGUGUUUCCCUAUCUCAGUAGAUGGCACCACCCCUUGGAUUCAUCUUUCCUAGAUUCCUGUCUUUACCUCUCACCCACAUUCAAUCCAUUCUCGAAUCCAGUAGGCCCAUUUUCAGAAUCUACCUCCUCCACCACUCUAAGCCAUUAUCUUCUCUCAUCCGGACUAUCGCAGUAGUUUUCUCUGGGGUUGUAUUUCAUUUCUGCCUCUCAAACGUAUCUUUCCUUCAUUUUACAGAUGAAGAUAACAAAGUUGAAACUAAUAGAGCCCAAGCAAUAGAACCAGGAAUAAAAGUCAGCUCUGUUUGAUUUCAAAUAGCUGGAGUCUGUGAGGUUUACAGGUGGAGAAGUUACACCCCUAGUCUCGCGAAGCUCGGCCACCAGAGCAUUAUGAACGUUAAUGACCUCGAACGCAGGUUGUCCAAAGCUGGGCAAGAACACCUGCUACAAUUUUGGAAUGAGCUGGAAGAAGCCCAGCAGAUAAAACUUUAUGAAGAGCUCCAGGCCAUGAACUUUGAGGAGCUGAACUUCUUUUUCCAAAAGGCCAUGGAAGGGUUCAACCAAUCCUCUCAUCAAGAGAAAGUAGAUGCACGAAUGGAACCUGUUCCUCGAGAGGUGUUGGGCAGUGCUACCAGGGAUCAAGAUCAGCUCCAGGCCUGGGAAAGUGAAGGACUUUUCCAGAUUUCUCAGAACAAAGUAGCAGUUCUUCUUCUAGCUGGUGGACAGGGAACAAGACUUGGCGUCGCAUAUCCCAAGGGGAUGUAUGAUGUUGGUUUGCCAUCCCAUAAAACACUUUUUCAGAUUCAAGCAGAGCGUAUCCUGAAGCUACAACAGUUAGCUGAAAAAUAUCAUGGCAACAAAUGCAUUAUUCCGUGGUAUAUAAUGACCAGCGGCAGAACAAUGGAAUCUACAAAGGAGUUCUUUGCAAAGCACAAGUACUUUGGUUUAAAAAAGGAGAAUGUAAUCUUUUUUCAGCAGGGAAUGCUGCCUGCUAUGCGGUUUGAUGGGAAGAUUAUUUUAGAAGAGAAGAGCAGCGUUUCUAUGGCUCCAGAUGGGAAUGGUGGUCUUUAUCGGGCUCUUGCAGCCCAGAAUAUUGUGGACGAUAUGCAGCAGAGGGGCGUUUGGAGCAUUCACGUCUACUGCGUUGACAACAUAUUAGUCAAAGUGGCGGAUCCACGGUUCAUCGGCUUUUGCAUUCAGAAAGGAGCAGACUGUGGAGCGAAGGUGGUAGAGAAAACAAACCCCACAGAACCAGUUGGAGUGGUUUGCCGAGUGGAUGGAGUAUACCAGGUGGUAGAAUAUAGUGAAAUUUCCCUGGCAACAGCACAGAAACGAAGCCCAGAUGGACGGCUGCUGUUUAAUUCGGGAAACAUCGCCAACCAUUUCUUCACCGUACCAUUUCUGAGAGAUGUAGUCAAUGUUUAUGAACCUCAGUUGCAGCACCAUGUGGCUCAGAAGAAGAUUCCGUAUGUGGAUUCACAGGGGCAGUUAGUUCAGCCAGACAAACCAAAUGGAAUAAAGAUGGAAAAAUUUGUCUUUGACAUCUUCCAGUUUGCAAAGAAGUUUGUGGUGUAUGAAGUAUUACGGGAAGAUGAGUUUUCCCCGCUGAAGAACGCAGACAGUCAGAAUGGGAAGGACAACCCUACUACUGCAAGACAUGCUUUGAUGUCCCUUCACCACUGCUGGGUCCUCAAUGCGGGGGGCCACUUCAUAGAUGAAAACGGCUCUCGCCUUCCAGCAAUUCCCCGUAGUGGUGCUACAAAUGGAAAGUCAGAGACCAUCACAGCUGAUGUCAAUCACAACCUGAAGGAUGCCAAUGAUGUACCAAUCCAGUGUGAAAUCUCUCCUCUUGUCUCCUAUGCUGGAGAAGGCCUAGAAAGUUAUGUGGCGGAUAAAGAAUUCCAUGCACCUUUAAUCAUUGAUGAGAAUGGAAUCCAUGAGCUGGUGAAGAAUGGUAUAUGAGCCAGAUGCCAUGUGCCACAGUAAUAGGAAGAGCUUUUAUUUUUGAUAGACCGACUGUGACUCUAAAGGACUUCUGGAAGACUGAAGUUUGAAGAUCCAGGUGUCUGAACCUCAGAAAGCAUUUUUGUUGUUGUCAACUCAUUGAAGGUCUUAUUUAUAUUUUUUCAAUUGUAUAUUUUUUUCCCAAGCCAAGAAACACAUUGACCAUCCAGGAAAUUUUCUACGGCUUAAGUAUAAUCAGGAUGUUCAGCAUCGCUUUACUUGGGAGCUGGAAGCAUUUGUUUCCAAAAUUGUACAUAGUAACAGUAUGUCACUGUACAUGUUGAAAGAUUUCUAUGGUACUAAAAGUUUUGUUUUAUCAAACAUUAAAUUUUUUAAAAAUAAUUGGAUAGUGAAAUAAACUUUUCUUCUUGUC